CUAAAAUUUAUUUUGUGCGAGACCUGUACCCGGUUUCGUAUUGGAAUGCUUGUUUAGAUCCGAAAGUGCAACUCAUAUAUUUGUUUAGCAUCAUCAUCAUCAUCAUCCUGUAUGAUUCUAAAGCCAUGAAGAAAAAGCUCGAUACCCGUUUCCCUGCUGCCCGGAUUAAAAAGAUAAUGCAAGCUGAUGAGGAUGUUGGAAAGAUUGCCAUGGCCGUGCCAGUAUUAGUUUCCAAAGCAUUGGAAUUGUUCUUGCAAGAUCUUUGUGAUCGUACAUAUGACAUCACUCUUCGUAGAGGAGCAAAGACUGUUAACUCACUUCAUUUGAAGCAUUGUGUUCAAAGCUACAAUGUGUAUGAUUUUCUGAGGGAAGUUGUCAGCAAGGUCCCUGACUAUGGCCACUCAGAAGCUGGUGGUGAUGAGCGUACAAUGGCAAAGAGAAAGAAAGCUUCUGCUGAUGAAAUGAAUGAAAGUGAUGAUGAAUUGAAGAAAAAUCGGAUGAAUGAAGGCGGACAUACAAGCAGCAGUGGGAGAGGCAGAGGACGGGGUAGAGGAAGAGGCCGUGGCAGAGGUAGAGUAUCUGCAGAACGAGAUCCUCCCCCCACUGAACCUGAAUCUGUUCAUCACAGCAGCAAGCCCACAACCGACAUCCACUCGGAGUCCAUCACUGCAGUCGACGACGUUGUUCCAAGCAGAGGCUUCGAUCUCAAUGCUGGCCUUGAUGAGAAUACAGAUAAAGUGUCUGCUGCUGCAUCAGAUGGUGCUGCGCCACCACAACCACCACCACCAGCAGUGGUUGCAGAACCUAGUGAAGUUGCAAAUAAUGAGUACCCUGGGUGGUCAGUUUCAGAAAUCGACAGGAUGGCCAUUGACCCUCAUCUUGCACACGCCAACUCAAGGUUGGAUGAGGAAGAUGAAGACUAUGAUGAAGAGUAAUGCUUCUAUUAUUUCUAUUUUACUUCUUCUUCUUGUUAUAUGUAUUCUGUAUGUAUUCAUCAUUUCUUUGUUGUUGUUGUAGCCAUAUUAUCCUACUUCAUGGCACCUGUAACAAAAUAUUUAACAUUUAUGUAUGUGCUUUAGGCUUAAAUAUGGUCAUGAUAUUGUUUCCAA
Helianthus annuus (common sunflower) is the source of this 1109-nucleotide messenger RNA. Its product is annotated as dr1-associated corepressor-like. Gene Ontology annotation, cellular component: nucleus. The record is from RefSeq and is a predicted model, not a curated record. Gene Ontology annotation, biological process: regulation of DNA-templated transcription. Bases 126 to 935 code for a protein of 269 amino acids. The transcript has 6 exons. NCBI's taxonomy places the organism in Eukaryota, Viridiplantae, Streptophyta, Magnoliopsida, Asterales, Asteraceae. Gene Ontology annotation, molecular function: protein heterodimerization activity.